Messenger RNA from Gamsiella multidivaricata, 3481 nucleotides. Its product is annotated as RAM signaling pathway protein-domain-containing protein. Lineage: Eukaryota; Fungi; Mortierellomycota; Mortierellomycetes; Mortierellales; Mortierellaceae. The transcript has 3 exons. The record is from RefSeq and is a predicted model, not a curated record. The coding region runs from base 62 to 3382 and encodes 1106 amino acids.
GGGAACUUGAUGAACCUACGAGUAAGGCGGCGAACAAGAGUGCUCAUCGUACGUGGGAGAGAUGAACCAGCUCCAGUUCUUGAAAAUCGAACAGAACCCCAUCGAAUAUCCGCCACCAGAGGUCGUGGACUUUUCGGGACAGGACAUGGAGGGAUGGCUCUAUCGGCUCAAGUCUUUCCUUGUUACUCACAAGAAAGAACACGAGGUUCAGCCUAUCCACAUACAGGGCGAAGCGGCGGCGGCUGCAGUAACAAAAGAGGGCGCGUCCAUAUUGCAACAACGAGGCGCCCGGUCAGCCUCUCUGGACAGUCUAUCUAUCUCCCCUAUCCACCACCAGAGCAAGAGCGAGAAUGGAUUGCGGCUCAACUUACUCACUACAUCCGAACGACCAGGACAGCAGCCCUUAAACAUCUCACCAGAUCCCAUCUCACACAAACUUGCACGGACGAGUAGUCAACAUGGAGGUCCUGGAGAAGACCAUUAUCGCUUCAUUAGUCACUCCAGAGGUGUUUCUGGAGACUCGACAAGUUCAUUUUGCAGCACCAACUCGAACGAUUGCGAAAAGUACAGCGAGAUCUAUUUCCAGAGACUUGCUACUUAUCCUCCACUUCUGCACCCAUUGCCCAGUGAGCGGAUGCGCUUAGUAGAGGCGGCUCGUGGAAUCCUAUUUGCGCUCUCGCAGAUUUACAGGGCUGUCAAACAGGUUAUCGGCUGCUCCACCGACGAAAAAUUCAGCCUCAUGUUCACUCGCCUCUUGCAGAGCGCCAAUGGCGCCAUGGCCCAGCUCAUUCAGUCACUCGACCGCUUCGACAGCUCUGCACAGGUUCAGGUGCCAGACCAAAGCAUUUGCUCCGAGAUUAUGCGGUGUUGUGAGUCAAAUGUAGCGGCGUUUCGAAAGCUCGUUCAUAUGGUCCAGGCGCAGAUCAGGAACAUUAGCGUAUUGGCAGAUGCGAGGCUGGUCAGGAAUUUGGUUCUGAUGCUUCAUGGGGCACUGGCAGAGAUUCGAGUGGCAUGGGACUCGCUGCUGCCUCUCCUUCAGGGUUAUGGGGAGGGCACCUUGGAGGUGUUUGAGCCCAGCCUUCAUUCACAGAAGGACCAGCUGCAGCAACAGCAACAUCAUCAGACGGGCAUGACCGCUACCAGCACGGGUCAGGGGCAACAUUAUCUAUCCACAAGUAUACCGACGAGCCUUCAGACGCAUCCUUUCCAACUAUCGCCGACAAUUCCAACAUCUUCCACCUGGCUCCCAGUCCAGAUUCCGCAACGCAGUCAGAAUAUGUCUCGUGCUAGCAAUCAUAGCGCCCAGUCGACCAACAAUCAAUAUCAUGAUGAUGAAGAGGAUGCUCAGCUUCUGGUGACGGUAGAACAUGCCAUAGAGGCUGCACGGCGAGUGAUCCAAUGCCUGACGGAAACCUGCAUGACACGCGUCGAGAACCUGUUGGCUAGUCCUCAGCACAGACCCACCCAUCGGGCACGAUCUGUCUCUGCAUCUCCUCCGAGGAGUGUUGGGAGUAACGGAAGUAACGGAAGUAACGGAAGCACUGGAAAUGGCAACGGCAAUCCCAACGGAAAGAACGCAUCACAGGACCAGCAGGGUCGUGGUGUGUCCAUGAGCCCUCUACAACUCGCCACAGACACGUCCGCAUCCGGCGCUUCGGCAGCGGCAUCUUCAUUGUUGAUAAGCAAUAGCGGCAUACACGGCAGCAGUAGCAAGUCUGAGGGUGGUCUGGUUAGGUCGCCGUUGUUCUCGCCUGACUCAGAUACGGUCCCUUAUUCUAACGGAAUGUGCGUCGCUUUGCCCAUUGACCAGCCAUCUAACAGUUCGACAGAAUCAGCACCACUUACUGCGUCUGCAACAUCAGGCAACCCAUCAGGGCAAGGGGAGGAUAAUAACGCUCGAUAUGAACGGCGAUUGGGAUCCCACUCCAAAGGAUCAUCAAAGACGUCGUUCGAUCCAGCUUUGCCCUCUAUCCCGCAGGAUGAGGAUCACGAGAUCAGUGCCCAGGACCCGAUCACAGCAAAACCUCCAACACCACAGUACCAGCCAAUCAUGACUGCCAGAUCGGCAAGUGUUUCUGGAUUGCCCUCUAGCACUCACCAUGGGCUGUCCUCAAGCAGCACGCCUUUUGCCGCAGCUUCUUCACUUCCAUCGCAAGGGUUUAUGGGUGUUACUUCCAUUCAUCCACACUUACCAGUAGGACAUCCGCAGGCUACAUUGACUGGGCUUUAUCCUUCGUCCAUGUCUUUCCCAUUCGCCUCAGGAGCUAUCGCGCCCUUACCGGCUUCACAACUUUGGCGAGAGAUGAAGGACUGCCUAUUGCAGAUGACGGAAAUUGUCAAGCGACUGGACUUGGACUUGACUAUGCUUCGGACUGACGACUACUCGUUUCAUCCUCACCAUCAGCAUCUCUCACAACAGUAUCAGCACGGACAGUUAUCACAGUACUCUCAAAUCCAUCACCAGAACCAUGUCCCUCAUCCUCAUCAACAGCAACCGCAGCAAUCCCAACAGCUGAGCCAACAGCAGCAGUUCCAUCAUGGGUCCGCUCCGCAUCAACAAUACAGUGGCAUUCAACCGGGAUAUGGCGCUGAUGAUCCCAACAUCCUCAAAAGGCGUUUCGGAAUGGGUAUCAGUGAUUUCGUGAAGUCAGUGGUGGUGAUAUCGACACUGGUUCGACAGCUGUCGACGAGUUCCGCCAGCACAUCCCGGUCGGGUUCAGGGUCAGCCGCGGCUGGAGAUACGUCGUCUAAAAUCACAGCAAACGCCACAGCAGGUGUUGCGAGUUCAUCAUCGUCUACGGCCUUGUCCACUUCACCGUCCGCACCAAGAGCUAGAUCCGAAUCUGGAGCUGAUGGUUCCAAUCUCAGUACUCCAACUGCUGCAGCAGUAUCCUCAGCUAUUACUACAGAUGUAUCGCUGAAUCCAACGGCUGCAACGCCGUCUUACGUAUCUAUUUCGGCCUCGUCUUCUGCAUCGGGAGCGGGUAUUAUAUCCUCGCCUGAGAAAUCAGCCCAGUUACAGAGUCAUAGUGGGUCGUCGCAUCAGUUAAAUCAUCGUCAACCGCAGAGUCAAUCCUCGAAACACUCACAACCACAUCAGCAGCAGCAGCCGCAUCAACAAUCAGAGAUCUUUUCACGACUUGUCAUGACUAAUGUUUCGAACCUAACGAAAAUCACCAAGGAACUGACGGUGCGCAUGCCGAGGUCUUCAUUCCGGGAUUAUCUUUUGUCGUCCUCUGCUGGCGGAGGGCUCGGAGGAGGACCUGGCGGAGCACCUGGAGGGGGUACUGCGGUGCCUAAUGGCGGCAAUGGCUCGUAUGGCGUUACAUAUGGACCCGCAGGCUCGUCGAUCUUAGCCAUGCGGAAGGGCAGCUUGAUCUGAGAAUUUUGAGCCGCGCAUCUUUUUGCAUGAUAGUCACCUUCAUUUAUGAUAUACCUUGAACGAAUAAAUGAUCGCCUUGCAAUUACACGCGCCGUGGGA